AUGACCAAACGCAAGCGGACGGAAGCCGAUGAGGCAUCGGAGGCCUUGCCGGAGACCAUCUUGCAGACUAGCGAGAGCAAAGACGUGCUGGAAGUUUUGCCGGGGAUUACCCGGAAGAUCACCGCAUGUGGAGCGUGUCGCAAGCAGAAGAUCAAAUGUGACAUGACCAAUGGGCCCCCGUGCUCACGAUGUCAUCGGCGAGGCCUGUCCUGCGUAUUGAACAAGAGCCUGCAGUCGCUGGUGGAGGAGGUCAAGAAUACCGAGCAGUUGCAGAGCGAUGUCCAUGGCAUUCACGAGGUUCUCGACAGCAUCUGCCAGCACCUCAGCUUGCCACGACCGAGUCCUCUUCUCACUGCGGGCGAGUCGUCACAAGCGGACAUCAAAGCAGAUCAACCGGACGAUGUAGAACGAGACCAGGAAGAUCUCGACGGCUGUGAGAUAUCACCACCCGACACACCAUCUGCCGUGCAGGCCCCCAUCGAUACGUUCCUGGAUAUCGCUAAACUGGGCAGUCCGGGCUCGUCAGAGAACACCCCGAGAAGCACCACCCGCCAACGACAAUAUGCAGCACCCCAAGACCUGAUCAGCAAGGCCGUGAUGAACGCUACUGUCGCAGAGACCUUGGUAGAAAGAUACUAUACACGACUAGACCCCUACCUUUACGGCAUCUGCAGUCGCUAUCGAGAUCUCAAGCAGCUUCGGACGGCAUCCCCCGUCCUCCUGGCAGCCAUCUGCACCGUCUCUGCGCUACAAGAUCCACAAGGACAAGCAGUGUACGAAGUAUGCAACCGCGAAUUUCGGCGACUGGUCUCACGAUCAAUCUUCGAGAAACAUGACCUGGAAUAUGUGCGUGCGCUAUGCGUCAGCUCCUUCUGGCUGUCCGAUGCAUCGAGGAUUCUGGCGAGCGACGCCAUUCGACGUGCAGCGGACAUGCGUCUACAUCGUGGUUUCACCCAUCUCGCGAACACGACGAUCGAUCCGGGAUUGCAACUAACUGAUACUGCACCCGGAACAUCUCUGGCCGGAAUAAAUGUCCUCAAAGACCGCGUGAGGUUGUGGUAUCUCAUUUUCAUCUCCGACCAGCAUCUUUCCAUUCUCCAUAACCGCGAUCCUCUCCUCCGUAGCGACAAAGAGAUCGCACUAGGCUGGGAAACCUUUCUAGCCCGAGACGACACGACCGAUUCCGAUGUUCGCAUCAUAUCCCAGGUCGCACUUCUAGUCAUCAUGAGUCAAAUUCGUGAUCUACUCGGCUCUGAUCAAGAGUCUCGCAUUCCACAGUCCCUCUCCCACCAAAUCACGCACUACUCCCGUCAACUCGACCGUUGGUUCACCAAGUUCUCUGCCCUCUUCAAACCAGAUCCAUACAUUGGCGACUUCCCGAAGCGCGGGCUCCAGCUACAUUACCAUUUCGGUAAACUAUACCUCGGCCACCAGGUGUUCAAAGGACUGAACGGAGAAGCCAUCCCGUCCCAUUUCCUGGCAGCAGCCAGUAUGGCCCACGAAGCCGCCAUCGCGAUCUUCGAGAUGAUCCUACGCGAAGAAAACCUCCGACGUAGCCUCGUUGGGAUGCCCCAUUACUUCCACAUCAUGAUUGCCUUUGCCGGUCACUUCUUGAUGGAAGUAACUCGGAACUACCACGCCCAGCUACCGAUAUCACCAGAUCAGGAUUUCGAAUUAAUUCGGAAAGUGCUUGAGCUUUUCGAGGCUAUCCCAUCAAUACAGCAGCACCCAAUCUGUCGAAUGACUCCCGGCCUAACACGUAAAUUGCGCGAGUGCAUUGAUAUGCUGCAGAGGGAUGGUGGGCAAAUCAUGUCUUCCCUGCCAAUGGCCACAGAUCCGAUUGAGUAUGAGGCACACAGUGUUCCAGGACAGAUGAAUGCGCCACCCGGGGCCUUUCCUUUUGCUGGUGACUCGCUCGUACCGCCUGUAGAUGACUUUUUGUUUGCGGAUUUUGGAGAGUUUAGUUUUCCUGGGAUGAUGUCUGGUCAGAACUAG
Messenger RNA from Penicillium argentinense, 1995 nucleotides. Its product is annotated as Zn(II)2Cys6 transcription factor. The record is from RefSeq and is a predicted model, not a curated record. Gene Ontology annotation, molecular function: transcription cis-regulatory region binding; zinc ion binding; DNA-binding transcription factor activity, RNA polymerase II-specific. NCBI's taxonomy places the organism in Eukaryota, Fungi, Ascomycota, Eurotiomycetes, Eurotiales, Aspergillaceae. The transcript is spliced from 2 exons. Gene Ontology annotation, cellular component: nucleus. The coding region runs from base 1 to 1995 and encodes 664 amino acids. Gene Ontology annotation, biological process: regulation of DNA-templated transcription.